Messenger RNA from Diospyros lotus (date-plum), 540 nucleotides. RefSeq lists its product as uncharacterized. Bases 1 to 540 code for a protein of 179 amino acids. The transcript has a single exon. NCBI's taxonomy places the organism in Eukaryota, Viridiplantae, Streptophyta, Magnoliopsida, Ericales, Ebenaceae. The record is from RefSeq and is a predicted model, not a curated record.
AUGGAGAUGGUGAUGGAGAAUAUGUUGAACUUCAUGCAAGGGAUGCACCUAACAGGUCAGGCUAACCCUCGAACUCCUGAUAUCGUUGACAGAUUUCAGCGGUUGAAUCCGCCUAUCUUUCGAGGCAAAGCGGGAGCCGACCCAAGUGAGAGUGAAUAUUGGAUUGAGCAGAUUGAGAAAAUCUUUAAUUUUAUCUGCGACGAUGAGGGGGAAAAAGUAGGUUGUGCCACUUUCAUGCUUCGGGAUGAAGCAAAUCAGUGGUGGAAGACCAUGCAAAGGACCCUACAAGGAUCCGGGGGGCAAGGUACGCCAAUUGUUAUAGGGGCACAAUUUAAGGAAUUGUUUUAUGCUAAGUAUUUCCCUUUGUGUAAGAAAACGGAAAAGGCCCGGGAGUUCAUGGAUCUGAAGCAAACUGGAGACAUGUUUGUUGCCCAGUAUGAAGAUCAUUUUACUCGGCUAAUCAAGUAUAUGCCCAUUUACAACUUGGACAGGGAGGCAAAAGCUCAGAAGUUCCUUAGAGGGCUGAAACUGGAAAUCUAG